ACUGCCGACGCUGCUGCGGUGAUUGGUCUGUUCGCGGACAUCCUGUGAGUUUCGCUAGUCACGUGAUUAAGGUUCAACACGUCACGUGAUGACAACUUCACUUGAACUGUCAGGAAAGCCGAAUUAUCAUUACUGUGUUUUAUAAAACGAACAGAAAUUAACGCGUUAUUACUUUUAAAUUCAAAAUAUUUCAAUGAAGAAAAGACUCUCAUCUUACUUGGAAAAACAAAAUCGUAAAUAUUGUUUGCUCGCAACAACACAUUAUUCGUUUUACUUUAUAAUUGUUGUUUAGUUUUCUAAAUUUGUGUGUAUUUUUUAUUUUUUAUUUUAUUUUGCCUGUUGUACAUUUUUAAGUCGUGCUAGUUCUUAAGGAUUACAGCGAGUGCCAAUGACAACUUCUAAAGCAAAGCACACAGGUUCCGGCAAAACUUUAAUAAUUGAAGAUGAUGAACCACAGGAAGAAUCAGAUGAAAUGAAUCCCUUUUCAUUUAAGCAGUUUAUCCGUAGUAAGAACCAGCCUACGUCUUCAACGCAAGAUACCAACGAAAAGAAAAGGAACCAAAAGAAGCUACUUGGUAGCACCUUUAUUGUGGAAAAGGGCACUGCAACUCCUCAGGGCUAUAACUUCAACCUGGAUGUCCAGGAGCCAUUCUUUUCAGAUCCCACAAUGCACAGCCCGUCUGUGCAGGAGGAAGAUGAAGAUGAGGAAGAGGAUGACUGGAGCGGGAGUUACCAGCCUUCUGCCAUCGAAGAAGCUCACGAGUUUGGUCUUUCCAGCGGUUUAGUAAAUACAACAUAUCAGCCACAAUCCUCCCCUUCCACUGAGUCCAAUGAAGAGGCUUCCCUUGACUCGUGGUAUCUGGACAGCAGCUACACAGAUGACACAAAGCAACAAGCCAGAAAGGCCUCUGAUGAUCAUGAGAAGGAGCAUGAGGCGUAUGUGAAGGAAGUGCUUUUUCAGACACUGCAACAUAACCACGAGAAGGUAAAAGAAGAGAACGCCCAGCUAAGGAAACAGAUUAAAGAACUACAGAAAAUAUCAAAGGCUCAAAAACAAAAGGCGACAUAUCUGGUGGAUGAGUUGCAGAAAAGAACCAUUAAAGAAGAGAAGGAAGCUCAGGCUCUGGAAUCUAUGGUUCAGUCCGUGGAGCAGAACCUUGAGCUAAUGACAAAACGGGCUGUGAAGGCUGAAAAUAAUGUUGUUAAAUUAAAACAGGAAAUCCUACAGCUUCAGAGUCAGUUUGAGAUCUGUAGAUCUGAAAACGAGCAGCUUCGAGCUGGAGAAACUGCGAGCUUGAAUACAAUGAAACACAAUGCACAUGUUGCUUCAGAGUGUCUCAGCAAAGCUGCAAGCAGCGCGGAGGCUUCUAUAAAGCAGUUGAUGUCUGGCGCAGAAACGCUGUGCAUGGUGUCCCAGCUUCUAAAAUCCAUCGACAAGAUUUCAGAAAUACCGAGUGAAGACCGAUAAAUUUAACUGGGUGUACUAAAUAUAAUGCAAAAUAUAACUUGACAUGAAAAAGUUCUACUAAGCAAAACGCCCACAUAAAUCCUUU
This is a messenger RNA of Acipenser ruthenus (sterlet), 1553 nucleotides long. RefSeq names its product endosome-associated-trafficking regulator 1-like. The coding region runs from base 389 to 1468 and encodes 359 amino acids. Lineage: Eukaryota; Metazoa; Chordata; Actinopteri; Acipenseriformes; Acipenseridae. The record is from RefSeq and is a predicted model, not a curated record. Gene Ontology annotation, biological process: positive regulation of cilium assembly; regulation of cytokinesis; positive regulation of protein localization to cilium. Gene Ontology annotation, cellular component: early endosome; ciliary basal body; centrosome. The transcript is spliced from 8 exons.